This is a messenger RNA of Pocillopora meandrina, 13726 nucleotides long. The record is from the annotation of a GenBank genome assembly. Lineage: Eukaryota; Metazoa; Cnidaria; Anthozoa; Scleractinia; Pocilloporidae.
AUGGCGUCAGGAGACGGAGAUGAUUCACUUUACCCGAUCGCUGUACUGAUAGAUGAGCUUCGAAACGAGGAUGUUCAAGUAAGGAAAGAAACCAUAUUAUUUCUUCUAUUUUUUCUCCUUUUUUUAACGGUUUCGGGUUACAUUUUAUGAUUCUGUUUGUGUCUGACUUCGAGCCUUCUGCGACGUCGACCUGAAUUGUUUUGUAAUUUGACUUAAAAUGGUUCUGUAGUUGCGGCUGAACUCCAUCAAGAAACUUUCGACCAUCGCCUUGGCUUUGGGAGUAGAAAGAACGAGAAGUGAACUCAUACCUUUUCUAACCGGUAAGUUAAAAUACUACACCUUCCUCGUCUGUUAUUGUAAAAAUUGUGUAAGAAAUUCUUCCAUCCAUGCAGUACGGUGCUUAGGUCUAUUCUACGAUCGGGGUUUGACGUAAGUCUUAUACGAAGGUUUUUGUAGCAUAUCUAAGGGAAAAAGCACUUCCUUUGUUGUGUGAUACAUACUUUUCCGUUGUAUCUUAACCCAUUGCAGUGAUUUUGGUGUCUAUUUGGAAAAGAUGCAAUUUUGACUUGAAAGGAAGAAUUAUGUGUAAAUUUGAUGGUGAUCGUUGUGGAGGGUUCGCAAUCGAUGUCUUGGAAACUAACAUUUGCUUUCGAUGAGAGCGUGAUGUGAUUUAUUAAAAAGAAAAGCAGAACUAUUUAACCGAAAGACAAGAAAUCUGUAAGGACUUAAUUAAAUCAAGUUUAGAUGGUAAAAGCUAUCUUUGAACUGUCUUCAUAGAAUACAAAGUAGGAGUAUUUCAAACUGUACACUCAUAUGAGUGGGCCAAGAUCCAUGAGUACGAAAUUUUUAGCUGCAUGUUGUAGGAGAAUGUAUUAUUGUGACUAACGGAAUGUUUUGAAAUGAUAGCCAUGUAAAUCUGUCGGGUACACAUGAAGAAGUUACCGUUAAUUACCUGAUACAGAUAGCAUUGCAGAUUCGUUACAGUAUUUGUUAAAAUCUUACAGUAAAGUACAUGUACCAUAUGAGUAUUGUAAUGUGAACCUCUUGGCUUCCUAGUCUGAUGUGAAUCAUAAGCUGACUGCAACUCUUAUUGUUUACAUUAGCAGCAACUAUUUUUGAAGCUAAGAACAGCUUUGUGUUCCUUAUACUUGUGUGACUCUAAUUUUUGUUGGUCUUAAAUUUUUCUUACCAAUCUUGAUAAUUGUAUUUCUUUUUCUUGAAUUCGUUGUCAUAAUCUGAAACAAAGAAACUGACUUGAAUGGUUUUAUAACAUGUAGUACUUAACAGGUUUUUUUUCUUCCUAUGGUACACUGAUCCACCAAACAAGAUCAUUCCAUCCAAGAAAUGUUGAAAGAGAAUAAAACUAUUGUCCACUCUGAAGGUUCUGUGCAAAAGUUUUUCCCACACCUGCUUGCAGUAGUGUCUGCCCUACCCUCUUUACCCACUGUACAAUAAGAAGAAAAAUCAAGGCCAUUGCACAAUUGGAUAAGGACUUGUGAAAUCAGAUGGGCAUUCUUUUAUUCAGUACUCCAAGAACAUGUUCUAAUGAGUGUAAAUUCAAUGGAGGAAUGAGGCCUCAGAUCAAAUUUUCUCCUCCUUCUUUUGACACUUUAGACACAAUUUAUGAUGAAGAUGAGGUCCUUUUAGCACUUGCAGAACAGGUACUUUUUUAUAUAAAUUAUCGGAUUAUUUUUAUUUAUAAAACUUAAAAUAUUAAUUUAAAAAAUAUAGUGAAAAGCAUACAUUCGCUGUAAAUGUUGUGACAUUUGUUGCUUGUCAUAAUUUCUUUUUACUUUUACUAUAAGCACCCUCAGUUUCUUAGCCUCCCUCCCUCCCUCCCUCCAGAUUCUAGCACCCCACCCCCUCCCCCCACUCUUCCCACAUUCAUACGGCAACCUUAAACUUUUACUUUAAGGUAGAGGCCAAGGGCUUUUAAGCAGCAGUUAACCUUAUAAUUUCAUUGGUACAAUUGCAACUAUCCAACACUUAUGUCAACUUCUUUGGCUAUUCCCAAAGGUCAAUUUGGGCUGCUUAGCAUUCUUGUAAGACCCAAUUUGGCUAACUCGCUGUUACAUGAAUUUUGUACUCUGCAAGGUCAUAUUUUAUAAUUUGUUUACUGAAGUUUUUUUUGUUGUUAUGUUUUGUUUUUAGCUUGGUUCUUUUACCCCUUUAGUUGGAGGUCCAGACUUUGUACAUUGUUUACUGGUAUGUAUUUCCUGUCGUGUACCCUUAAAGGAGCAUUGAAAAUCGUAUGAAGAAAUACUAGUACUUUUUGUAAAGGAAACCUCCAAUGGUAAAACAAAUUAGCAGUUAACCCUUUCACUCUUGGAGGUCUCACAGUCUAACUGCCUCUUAUUCCUGGAGCUAAUUAGAGCAGUUGCACAAAAUAUUAAACCAACAUCAAAACAUGCAUGCUCAGUAGAAUUUGGGGCCAUUAUAGACCCAACUGAUCAAUAGAAAUUAAUUUUGAAACAUUUUUCUUUCUCAUUGAAAUCUGAAAAUACACAAUUAAACAAAGCUGUUGAAGAUAGGUCACAUCAAACUUCAUGUUCGUAACGAAAUUUGAAUUUGCUGCCAUUACGGAAGUCUGAGUUCCAAGCUCCUGGUGGGUCAAAAGACCAAAAUUCAAGUUUAAAACUUCAAAAUGUACAAUUAAAUGAAUAAGUGAAUGACACUUUUAGUUUCUGUUGCAUAUUUAUAUGAUCUGCUCAUUGAAAAAACUGGAAAUUAAGACUUAUAGAAUCAAUUUUUAUGUUCAAGUGUCUUCACUAUGAUAAUCGGCAAAGCACUGCACUUUGCAUAACCCAACACCACACUGUUGGCACUUAUUUCUUGUUUCGACUGGAUAGCCUUUCGGUGUUUUUCUACCAGCAGAUUUGCACUGCACACAUUCUUUCUUUUGGCCUUUUUCAUGAAUCGCUUUGUGGUUUCUUCUGGGUUCUUGGGCCAGUACUUGAUUCACAGCUCACUUUUGAUACAAGUAGCCAUUUGUCAGGCACUUACCCAACUCUAACCAAAUAGGGGCUUUUGGUCGUUUUUGCUGAUUUCUUAUCCUUCAGUACUCAUAUUCCAGAAUAUACCAUUGUAAGCAGCAAUGUUAAAAAGGAACCAAAAUAUGUACCUGUACCACAUUUGAUAAAUAAACAUAGAAAUUGACGACAUAACCAUUUGAAGAAUCAGCUGCCAUCCACACUUUAAUUCCAUAUUUUGUCGGUUUAGCCUUUAAAACGCUAUCAUCCCCUCAUCAACCGAUAGGUUUUUUGUGGGCAAAGAACAGCAUUGAAUAUUUCUUAAAACGGUAUUCAAAGCAGGACAGCAUUUGUACAGACAUUUGAAAUUUACAUCUCCUUGCGCGGGUUCCCGACUCAAGUCAUUUAGAUGUGAAAAUUUCUUUGAAUUGGAUUUUAGGCAUAACUCUCUUUAUUCCUUCAUUGCCCUGAAAAAUGUCUGUUGAUCAGUAGUCGGCAACCUUGGGAAGAAUAUGCAUCCCCAUGAUAACCCACAAAGUAACCUUUCACUUCGGGUUUUCAAACAUCAUGCAAGCAUAGUGGUGUGUCUCCUCCUUGAUUUUCUCAAAAAGAUCCUCAUCAAGCAUCAAACCAAAAAAAUCAUCAGCUUUGGGGUUGACUCCCAUGUUGACAACAAUUCCAGAUUGUGCUGAAAAUUUGUCAACAACAAUGUUACUGAGGUCAGUUGUCCAUCGUUCUUCACUGUCACUGUCCGAGGCUCCUUCAUUGCCACUUUCACUGUUCAAAAUCAAUAUCUUUGGUGCCUUCCUCAUCUGAAUCACCAAAAAUCACCCUGUAUUUGCUGAAACUAAUUUGUAAAGGAUCUACCCACCUCAUCAUUAUUCCACUUAGGUUAUUAUCAAUUUGGAGCUGAUAAAGCAAAUAGCCACCAGGUAGAAGUUUCUUUGCUUUAUCAACUCCAAGUUGAUAAUGAACUAAGUGGUUUUAUACACUCACGGACGACAUUGCUCAAUCAUUUCUUUCCAAGAAAUUGAUCUUCACUGUUGCCAUGUAACAAUAAGCAAAUAAUUACUAAGCUUAUAUUCUUUGAUGGGGGAGGGGAGAGAAGGGGAAAACAAUGGCUCUUUUUGACUGGUUUUGGCUGGUUUGGGAAUGACAACAAGUUUCCAGUUGGCCGGUUUUGGCCAGGCCAGGAGUGAAAGGGUUAAUUAUCAAAAGUGAGCCUGGAGAAGGAUCAUUACCUCUUGUGGCUUCAUGCAUAAUUGAAUACCAGUAUCACUUAAAGAAGUGAUAAUAUAUACCACUAGGUUGUUUGAUGUAGCUCUUAAUUUCAAUGUAUUGUUUUGUUAUCUAGCCUCCACUUGAGAGUUUAGCAACUGUGGAAGAAACAGUGGUUAGGGAUAAGGUAAAGCUGUAUAUUAAGAUGUUGCUCUCCUCUUUUUUUCUUAACUAUACUUUCAUAGAGCCUUCAGUUGCAACAUGCAGUCCUUGGUAAAUUGACAAAGAUUUAAUAUGUCUUCAAAUUUCCCCCACAGGCAGUUGAAUCCUUAAGAACUAUUGCAGCUGAUCAUUCAACGCAAGACCUAGAAAAUCAUUUUGUUCCUCUAGUUAAGAGGUUAUCACAAGGUAUGCAUGGUUUGUUAUACAUAGAGAAUGGUUCAUUGCUGUUUUUUUAUGGCUCAAGAGUAACCUUCAGAUUGUACCUUCACAUUUGAAAACCUCUGUUAAUACAAAGAACUCACAGACACCUUGUUUUGAAAACAAUGUAGUGAUGAUCACAGCUGAACAGGAAAAUGAAAGCUGUUUUGUGUUUAUUUAAUUGAUUGUCAAUUAAAACUUUUACUCCAUUUUCAGGAGAUUGGUUUACCUCCAGAACUUCAGCUUGUGGGCUGUUUGCAGUAGCAUAUGCUCGCAUUAAUGCAAGCCUAAAAGCAGAACUGAGAAGGUAAAGAAGUGUCUCCUAUAGCUCAGUAGUAGAGCUUUUGAAGUAAUAAUCAGAAGGUCAUAGUUUAAAGUUCUAUUGGGAGCACUCGAAGAUCUUUUUUGUGGGUGCACCUGCAUUGUCACUCACUUGAAUAACAUCAUCUUCCACAAAAAACAUUGCUAGGAUAUUUUAAGACUGAUGAGAUGUACAUGUACUGAGCUGCACAGAUACAAAUGGACCUCAUUGUGAUGUUCCUUUACAGCAUCCCAAGUUUAUUCUUUAUAUAAAGACAGAGACUGACCUGGAAUUGUUUGCAUCUUUGACAUAGCUCAACGGUUUAUUUUUAAGAUUAGUCUUUGCUUAUCUUUAUUGACAUGUAUUGCUAGCUUAUGUAAUGAUAUGUUUGACUUCUUUGCAGCCAUUUUAAAAGUUUGUGUGCAGAUGAUACACCCAUGGUUAGAAGAGCAGCUUCUGGAAAACUUGGUGUAAGUUGAAUUAUAUUAAACAAUAAAACUGUACAGUAGUUAGCUUCAAUAUGUGCGGUAACAGGGCAUGAGCUAAAGAGCAAAGAUCAUUUUUACACUACAUUCUACCCAAAGUUUUAGUGUGCACAAUAUUAUCCUUUUUAUAACAAUUUUCUGAGAAAGACUUAAUUUUCCAUCAUACAUGUCACAAAUGUGAUGCUUGUUUUUUUUAUUAUUAUUCUCAGUUAUACUUCUCAACCUCUCAACCUCUAUAAAGUGGAUGUCUAAAUUAUAAGAAUGAAAUAUAGAUUCAUUUAAAGUAUUUAAUACUGAAGUACACAAUAAGGCACCAUAUACGCAACUGUUGUGGACCCCAUCUCCAUAAAUGUCCCAGCAUCUUCCAAAUCAAAUCUUUUGACACUCAAAUUGUAGUUAGGUGAUCUAUGUGGAAAUCAGAUACUGGCUUUUUAAAAACACUUUUGCUUCUGUCACAAGUAGUACCUAAAUUUUGAUGCUUUUUUUAAUUGCCAGAAGUCUUUGUUCACUGAUAAUCUUGGUUUGUUCUGAUUUAAGGAAUUUGCAAAAUGUGUGGAGCUGGAGUUUGUCAAAUCAGAUCUUGUUCCAUUGUUCAAUAACUUAGCCAGUGAUGAACAAGACUCUGUUAGGUUGCUAGCUGUUGAGGGUUGUUCAAAUAUUGCUUCAAUCCUGCCUGAUGAGGAUAAAGAGACUUUGCUUAUGCCUACAGUGAGAUCUGCCGCACAGGUAAUGUACAUGACUAAUAAUUUGAUAGUGCUUCAAAGAAGAAAAUUACUUGAAAAGAUCUGGUUAGAAUUUGAAUGAAUGAAUAGACUUACACAAAAGAUAACAAUAUAUAUAUAUAUAUAUGAAAAAAAACUAAUUUAGAAGUUCUGUCUAUUGUUAAAAAAUGGUGUUGAACAAUUUCAAAAAGACUACUCCCUUAAUGACCUUGCUUUUCAUUGUUUUCAAGGACAAAUCAUGGAGAGUACGUUACAUGGUUGCAGACAAAUUCACUGAGGUUAGCAUGUAUACUGUAUGACUUUGUAUAUGUUUAGUGUGCUAUAACACUGGACAAAAUAGGUACAAACAUUGAUAAUAACUUAAAUUGAAGUUCCCAAAGUUAAGCACAGAGUAGAUGUCUACAUGUACAUUUGUAUCAUUAAUCUGUUAUUAAAGCACUAGGUUCAUGUCGUUUUGCUUCGUAAAAGGUGUAAGCAACAUACAUGGUUCAUCAGAUUUGUUCUUCUGAAAAGUGAGAUACCUGUGAAUGUAAUCAUAAAACUCAAGAUUUUACAUCAGAACCAAGUACUUCAUCUUAUUUUGCUCUUGGUUUAGUUGCAAAAUGCUGUGGGAUCUGAGAUCACCAAGACUGACCUGGUACCAGCCUUUCAAGGUUUACUUAAAGACUGUGAGGCAGAAGUCAGAGCUGCUGCUGCAGGAAAAGUCAAAGGUAGAAUUGAAGUUUUUCUAAAUUUGGUACUUCUUUUCUUCUUAUUAUUUACUGCUGAUAUGUAGUACAACUCUGCUAACACUGAAGCUGAUGCAAAACAGGGUUCAAGAUACCAAGGAGUUAGUGUUACCUAAUAACAGAUUACAAAAUAAUGCAGCUCAAGAGAUAGCUUACAUGCAGUUUGUCUUUUGAUUGAUUUCUCCAUCAUUAUUAGUAGAAUUCACAUUACCUCUGAAGUGAAAUUUGUUAUUCAUGGGAAGCUUAUACUGUACUGAUGAAGAAGGAAUGUGAAAUUUCUUAGUUCAUCAUACUAUACAUGCACAUUUAGAAAAAUUUAUUUAUCUUAAUAUUUUUUUCUUUCUUUCUUUCUUUUUUGUAUUCCUUUUUGGGGAGUAGGCAGCAGUCUGGAAUAAUAAAACAUCAAUACCUUGGGAUAAAAGACAAUGUCAUUUGCAAGUUCAUUUGUAGGCAGUAUUCUAAUGUUGUUCUGUGUGUUUCACCAACUCCCUCUUUCUGCAGAUUUUGCUGAAAAAGUUCCUGAAGAUGUCCGUGAACAAGUCUUGAUGACAAAUUUACUUCCUUGUGUCAAGGUAUGAUGCAUUUGAAACAAAAAUUUCAGUUCUAAUGAUGAUAAUUAAUUUUAAAAUUAAGUGCUUUCGGGUCGGGUAUAGUUAUAUUUAAUCAGUGUUAUAGACAUUUAUGUCAUAGCUGAUGCAGGUAAAAUCUAAUUGGCAAAAGAAGCUUAUGAGUGAUGUGAAGCUGUACAACAUUUUUGUCCAGAAAUAGCAUUGCAAUAUCAUUUUUUUUAUCAUGUCAGAACUUGACUUUUCCAUAAGCAUUGCCAGUGAAGCAUGGUUUGAUUUCUUUAAGAAGAUCUCUUAACCUACAGAUUCUAAAUUUUCAGUAAAAAAUUUCAAGAGCACUGCUGUUGUUUUAUUUUGGCUGAUUUUGAGAACCAUUACCUUCCACUAAUAAAAUGCUAGAGUCAUCCAUUGAUCAGAUAAUAAUGCAGCCUUUGCCUAUCAAAACAUCCUUGAAUAUAACUAUUUUUAGUUUUUGACAGUGUUGUGAAAUUUAGGUGAUAAAUGAUACAUUUUGUGUUGUCAAGAGUGUACUGUAGUUUUACAUGAAACAUUGUUUAAUAUUGCUCUUGUUUUAAGGACUUGGUCAUGGAUCCAAAUCAACAUGUUAAAUCUGCUUUAGCGUCUGUUAUUAUGGGACUCUCACCAAUGUUGGGAAAGGAUAAGUAUGUAUGGUUAAUGUUUUUGUUUAGUUUUACAGUAGUUUUUCACACUAGUGAACAAAUUAAUGUGUUCUGGUAUUAUUAUUUUCUUUUUUAAUGUUAUGUGGUUCAUCUAUUCAUGUAGUUGUUGUGUUAGUUUUCUGCUAAUUAAUGCCAACAUUUUGGUUAUCUUUUCAGCACCAUUGAACAUCUUCUUCCUCUGUUCCUCACUAUGUUAAAAGAUGAGGUAAUGUGUUUGUUCUUUAAACAUUCUCCUGUUCACAUUUAAAAAUAGGGACUUAGCUGAAGCUGAUUCCUCAAUUUGUGCUUAAAACUAUUACAUCAUAUUUUCAAGACUUGCAAAAUGGAUGUCUGUGUUACAGUUACAGAAUGUAUGGUAUGAUAAACCAGGGUAAAAGAUUGAAGGGACAAAAGAUAACUUUUUCAUUUUUCUUUUAACAUCCUUUGUGGGUUAUUUUCUUUUGAGCUAUGAAAGUAUAUAAAUUUAAACUAUAUCUACAGUCAAACCUGUAUCAAGUGGUCACCCUGUAUUAACCGGUUGGUUUAAUGUCCUAAAUUUUUUGCCCUUGAAGUACUGAAAUUUUUACCUCUAUUAAGCUGUUGUGGUCACCUUUGACUGAGUCCCAACACCCCGUUUUUAUUGUCUUCCAUGUGUAUUGGAUGGUCACUUACAUGUAAAGCAGAAGCACUCAAAUGAAACUAAGAAUAAUCUUUCAAUGUCAUCUCCCUAGAUCAAUGCUAAUAGUUUGAGUAUGAAAUAUAAUGGCUUAAAUGCACUGCAGAUCAUCUUUCUUUUUUGGACUGUUAGGACAAAUAUGGAGCAAAUAUAUUAAGAAAUCAAGCUGUAUUGAGAGGUCACCUUGCCAUUCCCAUAGUUGACUGCUUAAUACAGGCUUGACUGUAUGUAAUUAUGCUACUUAACAGUACCAAGUUCAGAAUAAUACAUCCCAAUAAACCCUUUCCUCCAGAUUCCUGAAGUCCGUCUCAAUAUAAUAUCAAAUCUGGACUGUGUGAAUCAAGGUAAGGUGGAAAUUAAAGAAUUUAUACUAUCUUUAUUUGCUUUUAAAAGACAAUAUAGUACAUGAAUAUAUGUUCAAUUUGUGGCUUACUUAUGAAUUAUUUGAAUGUUUUUCUCCAGUCAUUGGUGUCAACCAACUGUCACAGUCCUUACUUCCUGCCAUCUUUGAGCUUGCCGGAGACACCAAGUGGCGUGUGCGACUGGCAAUCAUUGAGUAUAUGCCAUUGUUAGCCAGUCAGUUGGUAUGUUUCCUAACUUUACUCUCUUAACUGUCAAGGGUUAAAAUCAUGUUAAAUUCAUGUGUCUUUCCGACCUCUAGUUUUUUUUUUACCAAUCCUUAAUCUGGGGAAGAAUGAUGGUGUUUGACAAAAGAGGAAGUUGUUCUCCUCAAGAAUUUGCUAGUGGUCUUGUGAGUUGGUUGGCAAAAAAACAUACUUUAUCAUCAGCAAUACUUAACUGUCUAACUCCUAAGAUCUGAUUGUUAAUUCUCCCCUCUAUCUCCAACACAUUUUCUUGUAAAUUAGUUACAAGGAUUUGGGAUUUAAAAAGAUGGCAACUUCUACCUGAUAAGUUUGAGUAUUCUCAUUAUCUGUUUGCUGGACAAUGCAUGGAUACUAUAGGGAAGAGUUACAUUUUAAUCACCUCUGGGAGUUGAGUAAGAUCCAGUGUUGAGAGCUGGUUGAUAUAAAUGUCAGUGUCAGCAGUGCGUUGGGAAACAGAAAGGAUGGUGCUGCUUUAAACAUGUCAAGCUUGGUUGUCAAACAGUGGGAUAUUUUCAGCUCCUUUGUCAAAAGAAUGGAAAAUAGCAACAUGUUAUCUGACUCCCUGAGAGGCACUGAAGUAGUGACAUCCUGAAAGUGUCUGUAUCUGAUACCAUGAAGGUGUAGCUUACCUAAUUUAGUAUGAAUUCACAUCAAAUUCAAUUCAGCCAUGAAAUUGGGAAUUAGCAUUGAAAAUAAGUAAUGUUCAGUGGAAAUAGAACAUUUAUGUUGUGAAAUCAGAGAAUCAUAAUCGCAUUGUGAACAACUGUCUUUUCUCUUACAGGGAGUGGAGUUCUUUGAUGAGAAGCUCAACAGCUUGUGCAUGACAUGGCUUGUAGAUCAUGGUGAGUUGCUUGAUGGUUAAGGUAAAUUAAUAUCUUCUUGCAAUGUUGCAAUGUGCUCUUCAAUCAAGACAGGACAUCAUCCUGAAUACUGAUAAUAAAGGACAAUGAAAAAAUUAAUGUAAAUCAUGUUUUUUUUUCGAUGUGUUGAUAUUUAUGUUACUGUUUUGCUCAGGAGGGAGCUCUUAAAUUCCUUUAAAAAUGUAGUAAAUGGAAUUUAAAUUGUUUAAUUGGUAUUCACAAAUCACAGCUGACUGAGUAGUAAAACUCUUACAAACAAAUCAGUGUGAAAGGUUUUAACCUGGGAUCUUUUACAGAUUUCUAUUAUUGCCCUGCCUUUCUCUGCUCAAGAGUAUACUAGUGUCAAAGUGCCUGGAUUCCUAUCAAAAUGAGUGGUGAGGAGUAGGGUGGGUAACCCUCCCAUCCAUGAGUGUGGUAGCACUGCUGAGGCCUUACGCCUCUGAAACCCGGGUAAACUCCAACAACAAUGACUAUCUGGCCUGGAAACUGACUUAAGCCUUAAAUGGAAAUGGGAUGUGAAUGAUUAGUGAGCCCUUGGGUAUAAGGAAGCAUGGUAGUGACACUUGGGGAUAUUGUUUUGUAAUAUGAGAUUGUCAACAAACAUCGCUUUCAAUUACUUUAUUUUACAAUCAGUGUAUGCCAUACGAGAAGCUGCUGCUAAAAACCUCAAAAAGUUAGUUGAAAAGUUUGGAGCUGAAUGGGCGCAGGUGAGGAGCGUAAUUUGAUAAUCGAAGUAACGAGUUGAAUUUGGUCUGGUGCAAAGGUUAUAAUGAACCUUGAAUGUUACAUGACCUUUUAUCUUUAUUUUCUAUUUAUCCUAGAAUCAAGUUAUUCCCAAGGUUUUAGCCAUGGCUACAACUACAAACUAUCUUCAUCGUUUGACUACUCUAUACUCUGUGAAUGUAAGUUGGUCUUGUAGUAGUACUUACAGUUCACUGCGGAUGUGGAUGGAAAUUGUAUGUUGAUUAUGAGUAAUUUUCUGCAAGUACAUGUAAAGAUACCUUCAGCAAAGUACUUCGGCAAGGGUAAAGGGAACGAGAUGAAGCCUACAAUUUAGUGAGCUUACCAAUGGCCCUUCACAUGCGUUUGGAAACUUUGUUCAUUUCCCAUCCGUUCCGUUUAUAGCAACAACGCCAAAUCACCUGAUUUUGCGUAGUGGGAGACCGGGAACACGAAGGGCAGAUUACUCUUUUUGUGAACUAACGCUACUCUCUGACACUUCAACCUCUCGAGAAAUUCUUUGGACAAGUUUAAGUUAAUAUUUAUGUCGAUGCCCUCCAAGAUAUCUCUAUAGGGACUGCUUUGGCUCCCCAAUGUCGUAUUGGUGUCAAAUAGGUACAUUUUAAGUUAGGUGGGGUUACUCAGUCCUAUGAUUGUGAUACCUGUUGAUAUGUUUAUGUUUUUCUCUACAGGUUUUAGCAGAAGUUAUGGGACCCGAAAGUGUAGUCAAACUCAUGCUUCCUGUUGUAAUCGGUUUAGCAGAUGAUUCCGUCGCUAAUGUUCGCUUUAAUGUUGCAAAAACUUUACAAAAAAUCGCACCCGCUCUGGAUGAGAGGUGAGUAGUUUUGUUAAUAACUAAAACUUCAGGCUGGCUAAUUGCCGUGAUGAAGCCUUUGGUAGGCGCUCCAAAUGGGUAGGAGGUCGAUUCUUCCGUGGGAACUCAGAUAGUUUUAUUUGUCCCUUGCUUGUGGCAAACACAAUGAAACCUUCCUUCAUACAACGGGAAGUAUCUCUAGUGUGUUAUCUUGUUUUUACAGUACCAUCAAAUCACAGAUCAAACCAGUCCUUGAUAAACUGAAUGGCGAUGCUGAUGCAGAUGUGAAGUAUUUUGCUCAGGAAGCUUUGACAGGUACUGUCUCUACCUCCAACAGCAUCUUUGGCUGUUUCUCUGUGAAAUCGAAGGAUUAUUGCAAAUGUUUAAAUACCAUCACGUUAAGCGUAGCAGGUUGUAGAUCUCCGAAAGAAGUAUACAGAACUGGGCCUGCUUUAUUCAGUGCUAACGAUGUCGCUCCAAUUUAUGAUUCGCAAAUUUUAAAUAAAAAUAAUACCGGCUUUAUUUAUAUACCGCUAUUUCUAUCGCUAUCCACCAGCGCCUUACAAAUGACUGAAGUAAGCAUAAAGUGCUUGAAAAUCCUAAUUGGCAGGAGGUAAACUAGUUGGCUAUUUACACAGCGCAGCCGAAGAGUUGAAAGCAGGGCAACCGAGAACAAAUCCAGUGAAUGGCAGGGAGGAGGGAUUGAACCCGGGAUCACCAGAUAACAACUCCAGCACCCUUAACUCGGCCACGCCGCCUCACAAAUGUUGUCACCCAGAUUUUGUUUUCCACUAAAGCUUUACCUUUUCUAGCAUCGGUGUUACCACUAUCCUUAGUAUUACUAAAAUCAUUGUCGUAACUAAUCGUUGUUAUUAAUCGUCGUUCUUAUUACUGUCGUUAUCCAGUAAGGGAAUUACAGUGGCUAGGGUGCGCAAACGUUGACAUCAUAGUUGACGAUAAGCUUAAUGCCACUUGAUAAAGCUUGGGAGCUACAUGCUAACUAUCUAGGUAAUAGAGUUUUAUCCAGUGGAUAGCGCUAUCCAACCUUCGAACAACCGGGGCCUGCUUGUUUGUAUGAUGACAAAUAUUUCAACUUUACCUUUGGAGCAGUCCUAGACGUCUUUAAAGUAACGGGUUUAAAUCAACUUAGGUACUUCUCGUGAGAGUUUUCGAACAACAGAAUUUCCAUUAACAAUUGAAUAGGUCAUCCUUCUGUUCAUUUUAUAGGUAGUGGCGUUUAAGAGUAACCUUUUUCUCUCUCUCUCUCUCUGUCUCUCUGCAGUUUUCUAGUACCAUCUUCAAGUCGUCUAGUUCAAGAUUUGUCGUUAUCCUGUCCGCAGCCGAACCAUCCUAUCUCUUGAAAUAACACUACGUUGAUAACAAAGCUUAGGCCUGACCAGACGACCGUUCAAACUUAUCCAGCCCAUGCAUGUGUGAUCCAAGGAUUUGGCCGACUCAGUGAUCUUAUAGAAUGAUUUCAAGUAGACAUUAGGUGGCAUCUUAAUCAACUGACCAUUGUUAAACUAAUAUGAGACGCAACAAAAGAGAAAAGCCCUAAUCGAGCGCACUUUCAGAUAUGUUAUUUCGUGAACAGGUACAACUAACUCGAAUGUUGCCAAGGAAAAUACUUUUUUAUAUAAUUGCCUUUAUUUGUAAGGAGACGGGAGUGCUGGAAAUAAGACUUUGACUUUUGGUGUUGUUUAUGAGAUAAAUCUAUGGGACUAAAUUAAUUUGCCUGUGUUUGUGAUUUAGUUGGAUGGAAAGUACCGUCACGAGCAUGAAAUAAUUAGAUGUUUGGAGAGGUAUUUAGUUACGUUUCAGACAGAAGUUUAACUGUGUUGGAAAUUGCGUAUGAGUGGAAGAUUUUAUAAUUGCUAUUGUUAUUAUUUUGGUAAUCAUUAAACCUGUAUAGCUGACGUUUUGACUGUACGUGUAUACGGAAUAACAUCAAUUAUUGUAUUAAAAGUCUUAUAGUUUGCUGUC